This is a messenger RNA of Suillus fuscotomentosus, 1923 nucleotides long. RefSeq lists its product as uncharacterized. Bases 1 to 1923 code for a protein of 640 amino acids. Gene Ontology annotation, molecular function: ubiquitin protein ligase activity. The transcript has 3 exons. Gene Ontology annotation, cellular component: cytoplasm. NCBI's taxonomy places the organism in Eukaryota, Fungi, Basidiomycota, Agaricomycetes, Boletales, Suillaceae. Gene Ontology annotation, biological process: protein ubiquitination. The record is from RefSeq and is a predicted model, not a curated record.
AUGGCUUCCAUCUCUACUUGGUAUCACAAUCAGUAUUCAACUUGGAAUCGCACUCGUCGUCUUCACGCUACUCCUUUCCUAGCUCGCACCGAUACCCACACAUCUCGUACUGCUACCUCCAUGGCUCGCACAAAUACACAAGAUGCCGUCAUCAUCAACAUGGACGAUGAUUCAUCCAAGAAGGAGAAGAAACAGGAGACCCUCUUCGGGCCCAACAUUGGCGUCGUCGGCUCUACACCCCAGUGGGCUCAAUCCUUGGGACAAAAGGCUCCCGCAGAUAAUGUCUCUUCAAAUAUUAUCCAGAACUGGAUCACAAGGAGCAAAGAGGUGCUCCAAGCAUCGUCUGAUGUCCCGUCUUAUGUACUGACUCAUGCACAGCCUUCACAGCCAACGACUACUCUCCAGGCGUUGGUUAAUCUCAAGCGGCCCACGCUCCGCUUAUGUCCUUUGAUCAUCUCAUCGGGAGAUGAUCCGGACCAAGUUGAUUCUCACCAUAACCAUGGUUUGGAAUUCGAAUACGAUUGCGACGCAGCCAAGUGUCGCAUAAACGUUAGUGUGGUGCUACCUGCAGACCACCCCUAUGCAGAGACCAUAGAUAGCACGGGCUACUCGUGCAUCUCUGUUUUCGAAUCCAUCGUUGACGGUGGUUUUGGUAAAGUAUUGCAUCUAGAUGAAGGUGCAACCCUCGAAUUAGGAAGGUUUGAGCACCAACAUAUCGAAGCAGAGACUGUCUCUUCCCAGAUUACCGGAGUUCCCGAGUCGUCCCGAGCAGCAGAUAGUGUUGACUCCUCCGCUCCUGCUAGUAGUAGGAACGACCGUGUCCGGAAACGCUUUACGGGAUUCAAUUUCCGGAAGCGCUCCACUAGCACGUCUGUAUCAGGACCCGCGCUUGCCGUUGUUGAUGCAGAAGUAUCUGCACCCACAGUUGAAGGAAGUGAAGAGAAAGGGGACAAAGAAGAGGUGAAGGAUGGCGUUCGAGUCACUAUCCGGUUAUCAGCGUUGGACGAGGGCGGUACCGACCUGUCUGUCAACGAGCAGAUAACAUACCUCCAUGUCGUCCGGUUCGGCACUGCGCCCGAUGAUGAAAAAGAAGACACCAGGUCUUGGGUCGUCAAGGUUGUGAAACGUGAAGCCACGAUUGGACCUCACACGUUCCACUUGCACGAGAUCUAUGGUCUUUCCUCUCAGUCUACUUCAUCCUCUCAACCACAUGCGGCUUCUUCCACACCGGACGCACAUACUUACCCGCCCACGUCUGCAUCCGCAGCGCCUAUACACGAGGAUGAACCUUCAUCUGAGUGUUUACUAUGCCUUUCUUCCCCACGCGAGGUUAUUCUACUCCCUUGCCGCCACCUCGUCGCAUGCAAGGAAUGUGCCAUUAAUAUGGUCGAAUUCGGUGCUGGCGGCAAUAUUAUCCACACUGAAGAAACCACAACUGCACCUGCGGGCGGUGAGCUUCAGCUACAGAAGGCUCUGCUCCAGCUCCAGUACCCACCACGAUCGCUCAGAACAUACGCAGAAAGCGAAAGGCAAAAGGCUGGUUUUGCCCCGUCUGCCGUCGACGUAAGUUGCAUAUAUCUUACUUGCGUCUCGCCUGACAUAUCGUGCACAUAUCCAGCUUACACCUCGCUUUUACGGAUUUCAACGACACCUCCGACGAAGGAUAUAUCCGACGAUGAACAUCGUGCGUCCAUCGAUGAGCACGAGCAUGAGGAUGACGAACAUGAGCACGAACACGAGCAUGAACGUGAGGAUGAACACGACGACGACCCUCUGGCAACCGCGCCGCCGGCACCUGGCGGUAUGUUCAAUAGCAUCCGUUCAGGCCUCAUGCGUCUGAGCGUGGCGCGUUCUGACGGCGAACAUACCGCCGAGGCCACAGAAAGCGAGCACCCUGCAGAGGUGCCCGUGUCAAUUGUUUAG